GAGCUGGAGGGGAACCGAACCAAACACUCCCCUCCCCUCGCCUAAGUAACCUGUUGGUGUGAAAUAAAGCCGUAAUGCUGCCUAUUUAAUGUUAAGCGAUUUGCUGGGAUGAAGUCAUAUCACCGACAGAGCUGCGGAACCAAGGCCUUGUAUGCGACUCCAGCCCAACGUGAAGCCGCUUCUACAGAUAGCAGCUUUUUGAAAGAGCUCCUCGAGUCGUCCCAUUCACCUGUACUUGAGCACAAAAAUCUAGGCUUGGCUUCAGGUGCAGCAGCUUCACAGCUAACAGCAUUACUAAGGAGACUUUAUGAACAAAUAAAGAUGCCAGCAGGGGUCUCCUGGUCCCGUUACUUAACGAUGUUGGGGACAAGCAUUCUGACAAUGUUUGCAGGAGCUGAAGUAGUGCACAGAUACUACAGACCGGACUUGAGUAUACCAGAGAUUCCACCCAAACCAGGUGAGCUUAAAACAGAACUUCUGGGACUGAAAGACCAAAUCCAGACUCCUAAUUCUGAAAAACACUGAAGGAAGUGAAACAGAAGAUUCAUUCUCAUAAAAUGUAUUCAACAGCUAAAGAGACUAGGAUAUUUUGAUCUAACACUAUAAAAUUAAUUAUACAUCGUUCUGCAGUCAUGGACUUGAUUUUCUGUAAUUACUUUUAAGCAGUUUCAAAGAUUGCAGUCGCACUCACUUAAUACUUUGAGGGUGAAGUGGGAAAAAUAAUUUACUGAAUGUCCAACAUUAGGUUAGCAGAAUCUUAACACCUAUUUAGCACUCAUCCUGACCAAUGACUUGUGUUAAAAAAUCAGAAGUCUAUGAUUACGUUUGUAUCCUGAAACUCUGAAAUUGAAUCCUUGUGGUAUGUCUAUCAAGAUGAACAAAAAAGAUGUAAAUACCUGAUGUGACUCAUUGUUUAAAUAAAAAAGUGACUCUUAAUGCAGACACCAACUUUGUUAAUUGAAUUAAUCUAAUGUAACACUUUAUGUGGAUAGUAAUAUUCUUCUGCAGAUGUUAACUAGAAUGCAAAAUAGUAUUGUGGGAAGAAACAAGGGAAAUAUACAAAUACUCUGCUGAAUUAAAUGAAGCCAAAUAUGAUUCAAGAUGGCAUUAACUAUGUUCUCCAUGGUACAACCUACUUUGAGGUCACGUAAAUCUUCCUUGAAUGUACAUUGCUACAAAUAAAUAUAAUUGAACUUGA
Molecule: messenger RNA, 1198 nt
Organism: Pristis pectinata (smalltooth sawfish)
Lineage: Eukaryota; Metazoa; Chordata; Chondrichthyes; Rhinopristiformes; Pristidae
Exons: 4
Coding region: 109-525 (138 amino acids)
Biological process (GO): mitochondrial respiratory chain complex III assembly
Cellular component (GO): mitochondrion
Source: RefSeq, a predicted model, not a curated record